UCUGUGGGGCGCCUCAGUCGGCUGAUGACAACCGGGGAGUGGGACGUGCCAUGUACGCCUUCGGUUGUUAGUGAUAUGAGGGUGCGACGUUUCCUCUCCCGCGCGGGGCUCUCGAAGUGGCCGUGUGCUGCAAUCGUGCUUCUGCUCGUAGCGGCAACCAGCGCCAGAAGCGGUGAGGGUGAACUGUGCCAUUUAAAAAAUGGAGGCUCUGGGAAGUGCCUUCAUAUCAGCUUAUGUCCAUCAGCCAUCCGCAGCGUGUAUAAAGGUAUCGAGCUGGACAUAUGUGGUUUCCAAGGCAGUGCAGCCAUAGUGUGUUGUGAAGAUCCUGCUGUCGCCAGUCAAGUAAUUGCAGGAGAUCAACCAGCUAGAAAACCAGAAACAUCACCAAAUGGACUACCUGAAUCAACAACCAAUCAACCGAACAGCAGGUUUGGCUCUGAGUUCCAGCCUCCCACUACACAAUCUGGUAACACUUCCAGUCAGCAAAUUAGGAGGAGUAUUAGUGAAGAGAAAUGUGAUGAGUAUACAAGGUCAGUGCAAGAUAUAUUUGAAGCUCUACCACUCCUUCCAGAUGCUGAUCCACUAAUUAUAAAAGUGGACAAAUGUGAUUUUGAGAAUCUGCCAUUAAUUGUUGGAGGGGAGGACACUGAUGUAGGAGAGUUUCCUCAUAUGGCUGCUAUUGGUUAUCAAGUUGAUGGUAACCUGGUAUGGAGCUGUGGGGGAUCGUUAAUCAGUGAAUAUUAUGUCCUUACUGCUGCACACUGCACACGUAUUGGAAAGUAUCCUGCAGUGAUAGUUCGUCUUGGUGAGAUGAAUCUGAAACGUGAUGAUGAUGGAGCACAACCUGUUGAUUAUCACAUUGCAGAUUUAGUGCGCCAUCCUGAAUACAAAGGACCAAGCAAAUACAAUGAUAUUGCUCUGUUACGUCUUAGUGAGCGUGUAGAUUUCAACAAGUUUAUACGACCUGCUUGUCUCUACACACAUGAUAAAUUCUCUGUCAGCAAGACAGUUGCUACUGGUUGGGGUAAAAUUGAAUAUGCUGGAAAAUCAAGUGACACUUUGCGGAAAGUUGUUCUUGAUAUAAUAGAUAACAAAAUGUGCAAUAACUUAUGGAAAAGUCUAGGCAAGCUCACAACUCUGCCUCGUGGAAUUGCACCAUCAAUGAUGUGUGCUGGGGUCCUUACAGGUGGCAAAGACACUUGUCAGGGUGACUCUGGUGGACCAAUUCAGAUAUCUACCAAAGGAAAUCAAUGUGUAUAUCAUGUUAUUGGAGUGACAUCAUUUGGGAAUUACUGUGCUGGAGAAGAUUCACCAGGAAUAUAUACGCGUGUCUCUUCUUUUAUUCCAUGGAUUGAGAGCAUUGUGUGGCCAGAUGGUUAGCUUAAAGAACGGAUCACUGACUUGAGAAAAGUUUUUAAAAGUCACCCGGGACAUAUAUUUUAAAUUUCAAACUGAAAUCAGGAACAUCUCAUGUGGUUACGUGACUGUUUCAUUAGUGUAUGUUGUGGUUACAGAUCUGACACUCAGAUAUUCAGCCAAAAAGUUGUUAAAAUCAAUUCACUACAUAUGCUAUCAAACAUUUUCCAUUGUGUAUAAAAUGACCUUACUUUACACAAAACAUUGACAUUUUAAUUUUGAUAUAAAUAUGGAUUCUUCUAUCUGUGGCAUUUAACUUCGACUAAGAACUUCAGUCACAAAUCUCAUAACUUGAAGAAUAAUAACAUCACAGUUUUCUUCUCUUCAUAAGAGCACCAUAAGCAAAAUCACUUACUUAAAUGCCCCCCUUUUUUACUAACACUAAAAUUUUACAGGCACCUAGUGAAAAUACUAUAAUUUGUAAUCAAAUGAUAGAAACUCCAGAUAGGAAUAUCAGCAAUGCAGGAAAAGACAGAUUCCCACUUACUGUAAAGAAGACAUGUCAAGUUACAGACAGGUACAAUUAAAAGACACUUCUUACAUAUAGCUUUCAGCUACAGGCUUCAUCAGUAAAAGAGAGACAUGCAUCACUCUCCCCCCCCCCUCCCCCGCUCUCUCUCUCUCUCUCUCUCUUCUCUCUCUCUCUCUCUCUCUCUCUCUCUCUCUCUCUCUCUCUCUCUCACACACACACACACACACACACACACACACACACACACACACACAAACACACACAAAAGCAAGCAAACCUCAUGCACACCACCUGCUCCAGCAUCUCGGGCUGAGAUGUGUGUGUCUCCCUUUUACUGAAGAAUGCUGUGGCAGAAUGCUGUAUGUAAGUGGCUUUUAAUUUUACCCGUCUGCAACUUGACAUGUCUUCUUUACAUUAAUUGGCAAUCUGCCUUUUUCUACAUAGAUAAAAUUUGUAAUGAGCUUCUUUGUGAAUAAAGUUAGACUUAAGUUGUGUCAAAUCUGUAUCAAUGUGUGUGCAGUGAUCAUAAAUUACCACUAUGUAUUCACAUUUGAAAGUUGUUGUCUAUAAGUUUUAUGAUGAAAACCAGCAAAAUUUAUGUAUGUGACACAUACACUGAUAAUGCACUUCAUUGUACUUAUAUAAUAUAUAGGCCUACAUGGCGUAUAAUAUCAAGAAAAUAUCAGGCAAAGUGACUUA
Messenger RNA from Schistocerca gregaria, 2587 nucleotides. RefSeq names its product serine protease snake-like. NCBI's taxonomy places the organism in Eukaryota, Metazoa, Arthropoda, Insecta, Orthoptera, Acrididae. Gene Ontology annotation, biological process: proteolysis. Bases 25 to 1380 code for a protein of 451 amino acids. Gene Ontology annotation, molecular function: serine-type endopeptidase activity. The record is from RefSeq and is a predicted model, not a curated record. The transcript is spliced from 8 exons.